Molecule: messenger RNA, 387 nt
Organism: Heterobilharzia americana
Lineage: Eukaryota; Metazoa; Platyhelminthes; Trematoda; Strigeidida; Schistosomatidae
Source: the annotation of a GenBank genome assembly
AUGGUGAACAAUCACUUUGAUCAAAACUUCAUUAUUACACAUUUAAUCAAUGUAGGAUACAGUCCUAAAAAAUAUUCCCCGGAAGGACGUGAUUAUAUCAUUGUUGCUGUUGUUCCUACUACUACUACUACUACUACUACUACUACUACUACUACUACUACUACUACUACUACUACUACUACUACUACUACUACUACUACUACUACUACUACUACUACUACUACUACUACUACUACUACUCACACUACUCACAUUACUACUGAUACUGAUGCUCACACUACUACCACUGCUACUAGUAGAAUACCACAUUUCAACAUCGACUGGCAAAAGUUCCGGAAUAAAUUAUCUUCAGAGAUAUCUAUUGAGUUGUCUUCAACAUUUCUUUAA